Messenger RNA from Paracoccidioides brasiliensis Pb18, 405 nucleotides. RefSeq lists its product as uncharacterized. The record is from RefSeq and is a predicted model, not a curated record. The transcript has 3 exons. Bases 1 to 405 code for a protein of 134 amino acids.
AUGUCCUCAUCUUGUAGAGAAGCGUGGUGCCUCUUAGAGGUUGAGACCCACGGAACUGACGCCGGAUCAAGACGUGGGGUUUCCCCAUCACAGAACAUGGAGCGAAAUGAAAGUAAAGAAAUGCUUUUUGCUGUGCCAGAUGUCGGUGAAUUCGCUGCAUCGCAAGCUCGUUCUAGUGGUUUGAGCAGGGGAUUCGCCCCGAGUUUUCCACUUCCCACCCCGACGACGACAUCCAAGGGCGAUGACUCGGGUGCCUAUUUAGAGCCUCCAGCAGCGGCUUCACCGCUAAUCGUUGCGCAGGAAAUCGGCAGCGCUCAGGUUUAUGCAUUGGAGUCCCUGAUAUUUGCGAGCCGGUCGUGUCUUCACCUUCAGUCAUCCUUGGAUGUUUGUUGCAACGGCUUCUAA